Molecule: messenger RNA, 1148 nt
Organism: Quercus robur (English oak)
Lineage: Eukaryota; Viridiplantae; Streptophyta; Magnoliopsida; Fagales; Fagaceae
Exons: 3
Coding region: 390-797 (135 amino acids)
Source: RefSeq, a predicted model, not a curated record
CUCUCUUUCAGUUCUUUCUUUUCUUAGUUAUUACAUUAGGAUUCUUCUUCCCUUUAAUCAUCAUUGACAAUGAAAGUGAAAUCCUGAAAGAGGGUAGGAUAGUCUUUUUAGAAUCCAUACAUUGUAGUAACUUGUUUCUCACCUGGUAGAAUACAAAAGAGGAGUCUUUUUCCUGCAAAGAAACAGGGGAAACAGAGGUAUCUGGAUAGUUAUAGGCUUGUUCUUAGUUACAAAUUCCUCUUAGAAUUGGACUUCAUUAUCAGAAACCUCCAAAAUUCAAAAUUCUUUUCUGGGUUUCACUUCUUUCACUGCAAAAAUUUGUCUUUCUUUCUCUAUCAAAUCCUAAAUAUCUGAAACAAUAAUGAAUUUGUUAAUCAGGCAAAUAUUUCAUGAGGUUUUUGUUCUGCAAGAUCCAUUGUCCGUCCUUCAUUUGCUUUUGCAAACCCUCUCCUCACAUAUACACUGCUGGACCAUUGAAAUUGGAAAAUUCUCCACAUGUGCCUUCAAAACCUGUCUCAGUUCCUGAAGCCUCUGAUAAGUUACCUGGUGAGACCAUUGAGGUCAAGGAAGAGAGCUUAGGUGGGAAAAAACAACCAGUUGUGAAAUGCCUAAAAAGCAGUCUCCGGAAGCCGACUUCAGAGUCUGGUUCUGUGAAAGAGGAUCAGAAGAAGAAAGUACAAUGGAUGGACUAUAUAGGAAAAGAACUUGUUCAGAUUAGAGAAUUUGAAUUGAGUGAAAUUGAAGAUACUGAUAAUGACAGUGAUGACAAUAAAAGCUGUGUUUGUGUUAUUCUUUGAACCUGUUCAAUCAACUUCUACUCUACAAUUUCAGCAGCAACUACAACAAUGACAAGGGAGGCAAAACAGUUUAAUGGUUUUGAACUUCAGCAUAUUCAUCAUAUGGAUAUGGAAUUGGAAAGGAGCUAUGUUGGGCUCAACAUUUAACUUUCAUUUACUUUGGUGCUGCCUCAUCAGCUCUCUAAUCAAGAGUACUCCAAAAAAAAUUCUGUACACUAGAUAGUUAAUUUUCUAUUGUAAGAAUAUCAAGCUAUUGUUUAUUUUCUUUUAAACAACAACAUUGGUUUCUUCAGCUGUCUAUGAAUUUCGCAGAAGCUCUAAUCUUUAUCAAAAUAUGGUUUAUUCCGUUUU